AUGGAUGGAAUUCACUUGACAGACCCAUUUCUAUGGGAUGUUAACACCGUUACAAAUGAAUUAUGCAGCCUCAGCCGUCCAUGCACACGAAAUCUGGAGAUAUUGGCUGCGAAACUUCGGGAAAAUGAGAUUGACGGCCAUACACUCUUGACGUAUGACCUCGUUGGCCUUGCCAACGCCCACGAACUACGGAAUGAACUCUUCCAGAUACUCAAUAUUCAGCUGGCGCGACACAAAAAUGCCCUUGGAGAAGCCAUCAUGAAGCUCCGGGCCAAGAGCCCUGGAUUCCGACAGUGGAAACUGGACAAUUUGGAAUUAGGCGGCCAUGAGGAUCCUGACAUGCAUAGCCGUGGUCGGGAAGGCACUUAUUCAACUCAAAUGACUCCGCAGUCCGAAUUCUAUCCCCCUUGGACAGCCCCAAGCAACGACACAAACAAGAUCUUUUCUCCUACACCUCCGCCGGCUCAAGCAACUGACGCAGGUUCUGCUACGCAUACGCCUGCAUUGAGUGCACUUGUGGCGGAUGCCAGAAAGAUCUAUAACAAAUCUGCCGACCUUCUCGCUCCUACGACGGAAACAGCGUCGGGCCCUCGACCCGCGUCACCCAUUGCAGAUCUGAAUCCCCCUGUGCAAGGUCUGAAGAGGAAAAGAGUUGCACCAGAACUAAUUCAAGAGAAUCCCAUCAAUGCACUGCCAGUCCCGGUUGCCACCGAGGCCGACACGCUAAGUGGUGUGGUCGGCGGGCUAGACUCUACAUUUCCGUGGGAUACUGCCGAUAAUUUUGCAUAUCUGGGACCUGGAGCAAUGGCCAGAAGUGAUGUUAAAUCGCAUGCGGUAACUUUGACUGACCAGAUUCAAGGGGACGGGGACCUGCUCUGCACUCCUGCUCCAACGCGGUUCCCACCAGGCAGACGGCUUACUAUCCACAAGGUCAUGAGACGAGUCUUGGUGAAGAAUGGCAGGACAAUAGCUCUUGCAGAUGCUGGAGUGAACAUGAACGUUGCCAGGCAGUCGUCUAGUGAACCUGAUAAGAUCCUCGAACUAGAUGACUUGCCGGAGGAUAUUGACGACGAGACACUUAGGGAAAUGGAAGCUGAGAAAGCGGAAAUGGCACAAAAAGCUCAGAGCAUCGACGGAACCAAGUUCUCAAAGCGACUUUCACUUGAUCGGGUGCAACAAAUUCUAGAUGAAGAGAUCUCGAACAUGACCGACCACUGGACACAAAACAAGAAGCCAAAAUAUCAGAACAAAGCUUACUCUCUGUGGAUCAAAGCAUAUAAAAAGGAUGACAAGCGAAAUCAGACUCUUGAAGCUCUGAGAAUAGCCAAAUUCUUUGAUGAAAGAAUCAAAAAGAUGGAAACUAGAAUUCUCGAACAAACGUGGGACAGAGAGAGUCACGUUCGGGCCCAAGCACGUUCUCUAGAGCAGACUGUUGAGGACAAGCUACACAUGUGUUGGGUAGCAGAGACGCUGGAAUCUCGAGCUCCACCAGCCAAGCCAAUAUCACUGCCCAAGCGUUCGGCCAAGCGGCCAAAGCCACCGGCAAAUGAGCUCUCUGAGGAAGAAAUUUUGACUAGUUCUGAGGAUGAAUCUUUCAUUGUCAACGAUGACGAAUCUCUCCCACCCAGCACCACCAUCAGGGAGGGUCACCCUGCUAUUCCAAUCCAAUUGAAUCGGACGCCAAGUCCUUUCCAGGCUGACUCUCCAGUGUAUAUCGACCUUACUCAAACCUCCUCCACUCGAGCCUCGUCGCCGGUCAAGAGAGCAAUCAAAGCCACCGAUCGAGUGGACCUGGCCACUCCAACAAAAUUGAGGCUAGAUAACACUCCGACGAUCAAACAAGAAACGAGUGCAGAGGAAUCAUCAAAACAAGAACAGGCGUCAUUAUGGAUGGAAAAGUACACUGACAUUGAGAAGAUUGUCAACACUCCUAUUAGCCGCUGGACAAGAGAGAAAGAGCGCUUCGCUCUGACAAUUAGCCUACUCUGGAGAAUGAGCCAUAGGCGUAGGACGGCGAUUUUUAAACAUGCUAAGGAUUGCGAGGUCCAAGAAUCGUUCAAGCGUACGAUUUUGAGUCACAUUUCGAACCCACUGAAAGAUUUGGAUCGGCUGAAUAGCGAAAGCCCAGAGUCCUUGGCGUUUGAUAUGUCGAGAUUGUUUUUGUGUUUCCUGAAGGCAAAAAAUCUCAAGGAAAGUCGGUUAGCAGACCUCAAGCCGGCCCAAAUCCACAAGCUCAAAGAGAGAGAAAACCAUAGCUCUUGGAACGUCUUUCAUGCGUUUCUCACGCGAAUUGCACCCUUCUUUCCUCAGGACAGCCAGAUCUACAGAGAAGAUGCACUGGAUGACGAACUACUCGGCGUCGAUGCAAGUGAUGAAGAAGCAUCCCUUCUUGACCCAAACGCCAAGAGGAAACCGCCACGAAAGAACGCGCCAAAGGAAAUCGUCCGGAACAAGGAAGCUGUGGACCUCAGAGAACGCGAAAUCCGUCGGCAGGAGGAGCAAGAGGCCCGAAGACGUCGGGUUCGAGCAAACCUAGGAGGAAGUGGACUGAUAUCGUCAGACAAGUCUCGAUUAAUCAUCAACGAGAGUAAGCAGGACGACCAGGCAUUUAUUUACAUCAACGAAGAGAUCGGCCACAGAAUCAAGGAUCACCAAAUCGAGGGUGUUCGGUUUAUGUGGGAUCAAAUCGUACAGGACCUGGAACUGCGCCAGGGCUGCCUCCUGGCGCACAGUAUGGGACUCGGGAAGACAAUGCAAGUUAUUACGCUGCUUGUCGCGAUUCAAGAAUCAAGUAAAUCCGCCGACCCAAAGGUUGUCUCACAAAUUCCCGAAGAUCUCCGUCAGUCGAAGACACUGGUGGCUUGCCCACCUGGGCUCGUGAACAACUGGAUGGACGAGCUUAUGACUUGGGACAAGGACCUCAUUCUCGGGGAUCUCCAUACGAUUGAAGCAGAGUCUCCUAGAGAAGAACGCGUUAACAUCUUGCAGAAAUGGUCCCGAACCGGUGGUGUUUUGGUUAUCGGAUACGCCAUGCUGCGCAAAAUGGCUGCCUUGAAGGAAGAUGAGAGUGGGACUCUCUUUGACGAGCCCAACAUUAUUGUUGCAGACGAGGCCCAUAACCUCAAGAACCCGGCCUCAAAGAUUCACCUUGCUUGCUGCAAAUUCCGGACUGGUAGCCGGAUUGCGAUGACGGGCUCACCUUUGGCUAAUAAUAUCGAAGAGUACUAUUUCAUGAUCGACUGGGUGGCGCCAAAAUUCCUAGGUCCAUUGAGCGAGUUCCGCGAAAUCUAUUCGAACCCCAUUCAACACGGAGUGGACCCAGACAGCACAGGUGCUGAGAAACGCAGAGCACUGAAAAAGCUCGAGGCUUUGAAACAAAUCGUUGCGCCAAAGGUGCACCGGGCUACAAUAAAAUCUUGUAUGAACAAGGACCUACCACCGAAGCAAGAGUUUGUUAUUUGCGUCAAACCUAAACCGUUGCAAGUUAUGCUUUACAAUCUUUACGCCCAGCUUCUUCAUGGGGAAUCGGUUGGCCACAUCGGGGAUGAGGGGACUUUUCGAAACUCCGUCUUUCGCAUUACAAACGACCUGGGAUUGCUAUGUAACCAUCCUCACGGAUUAUACGAGAAGGCUCGCGAGAGUCUAGACUCGCCCAAGGAGAAGAGUAAGCCGCGGGCGAGCCUUCCGGACAGCGUGAUCGCUGCGGUGAUGACAGCAUUAGACGGGACUCGCGCGAAAUCCCCCUCCCUAUCCACCAAAGUCGAGCUUCUCAUACAAAUACUGGACUAUGCCAAAAAGUUGGGAGACAAAGUGCUCGUGUUCUGUCAAUCAAUACCGACUUUAGAUUAUUUGACUGGCUUAUUCCGAGAGCAGAAACGUCACUUUAGCCGGCUGGAUGGGACUACACCCAUACCGAAACGUCAGGACCAGAUCAAAAAGUUCAACACAAAUCAGACUGAAGUAUAUCUCAUAUCCACGAAAGCUGGUGGCGUGGGUCUCAAUAUUCAAGGAGCUAACAAAGUGGUGAUCUUUGAUUUCGGGUGGAAUCCAGUGCAUGAGCAACAAGCCAUUGGGCGGUCGUAUCGAAUUGGCCAAACCAAGCCCGUUAGUGUCUACCAUUUCGUGACUGCAGGGUCAUUCGAACAAGACCUCCAUGGCAAAACUGUCUUCAAGUCACAGUUGGCCACGCGUGUUGUGGACAAGAAAAAUCCAAUCAGCUGGGGUAAGAGGGUGGCUGACUUGAAGCAUGACAUGAAAGAUGUCAAAAAGGAGCCAUUGACCCAGUUUCUCAAAAGGGACCGUAUCCUUGACGAGAUAAUAUCUUAUAGUGGCCAACAUGAUGUUAUUUGCAAGAUCAUGUCCACCGAUACCUUCGAGGAAGAGGACAAUAAGGCUCCUUUGACGGUCGAAGAGCAAAAAGAAGCUGAUGAUUUGGCCGCACUUAACAAACUUCGCUCCACAAACUAUGAAGAGUUUACAAGGAAGCACCGGGAACUGGAAGAGAGGGAAUUUCGCCAUGAUAUUGCCUUGCAAGCCAAUGCCCUCCAUUCGUCUGUGGACUACGGGGUUGUGUCUGAUGUCAGGCGAACUCUGGACGGUACUGUUGACGAUCUGAGAAACCCGACAACGUGGAACCAGUUGCAAGAGUUGCAAGCGCAAUAUCGAGCACCAACUACUGUGCCUUUGAGAACCGAAACGAGUGCAUUGCCGCAAUCUGGAAACACUAACGGGGGAACACAUCUGCCGACCUCAGUCCUUCUGCCCAUACCCGGGGCCGAUACAUAUUUUGGCAAGGAAAGCACUCAACCACCGGAGCCAAAGACUCCACAAGCAUCGGUACAGAAACGUUCUGUGUCCAUAUCUCCGAAUUCAGCGGCGAAGAGCUCGUUUAAUCCCUUCACUUCCCAGAAUAAGAAUCCAGGCAAGACGGAGUUUAAGCAAAAGUUGCGCAAUAAGCUGGAAACCAUUCCCGGAGAUCUCCUUGCAUAUCUAGACACGCCUCGCUUGGAAGUAGUGGACAAAGUUGUUGACACGAUAGAUGCAAUCCGCAGGGACCACCGAUUUGGGUUUCUCCCAGACAAUCAGCACUGGAAGACGCUUGGUAAUUUCGUUGAACAAGAUAAAUUUGUUCUGGCAGUCAUGUCUGGGCAGCUCGAGGCUUCGUAUCUGGCGCUUACUGAUGCAAAGGAACUGGAGAAAUAUAUUGGCACGUUGAACGGCUCAUCACAGCAAGACUUUGGAGCACAACUUGGGGGGCAGAUGGGACUUUCGACCAACGGCUGA
Pochonia chlamydosporia 170 is the source of this 5283-nucleotide messenger RNA. RefSeq names its product 5-aminolevulinate synthase. The transcript is spliced from 2 exons. Bases 1 to 5283 code for a protein of 1760 amino acids. Gene Ontology annotation, cellular component: nucleus. NCBI's taxonomy places the organism in Eukaryota, Fungi, Ascomycota, Sordariomycetes, Hypocreales, Clavicipitaceae. The record is from RefSeq and is a predicted model, not a curated record. Gene Ontology annotation, molecular function: ATP hydrolysis activity; ATP-dependent chromatin remodeler activity; ATP binding.